This is a messenger RNA of Vicia faba (fava bean), 468 nucleotides long. The record is from the annotation of a GenBank genome assembly. Lineage: Eukaryota; Viridiplantae; Streptophyta; Magnoliopsida; Fabales; Fabaceae.
AUGAUUCAAGGGUUAACAAUAUGGAAAGAAUCAAUAUGUUCACAUAAAUUCUUGUACAAGUCUGUUACGCAUGAUUCAUUCAAAACUAUUUCAAGUACAUUACAAGCCAUUACAAAAUCCUGUAUAUUACAUCACACACACCAAAACAGAACCAAACAUCACAUUUUCUUCUUAUAUAAACCACACAUAAUGGGAAAGUCCGCUACAGACAGAUUUAGACAUCUUUUCAACCAUUCACUCGUUGCUUCCCAACAUCGUCAUCAUCGAAUUAAUCCUAUCCUCUUUCGAUCGUCGUCUUCCAUGGCUUCUCAUUCUUCGCCUUUCCCUGUUACCGCUCAAAAUAUCAACCCACAGGUUCUGAAAUGUCAGUAUGUUGUUCGAGGAGAGAUUGUCACACUAGCUCAGAAUUUGCAAAAAAAAUUUGCUGGCCAAUCCAAGCGCUCAUUAUUUGAUGAGAUAAUUUACUAA